AUGGCUUUCACUAAGCUCACAGUUCAGCUGGGCCGUAGAGACCGGAACCAGGGACAGAUGAGGAAGGAUGUCAUGGAAAGGGACAGGCAGCAGAGUUGUAAGCAGAUCAGGCAGGGUCCAAUUUUCCCAUCGCCAUCUUCCCUGCAACAGCGGCACUUGAGUUCGGCGAUGGUGGCCAUUAAAGCCAUACGGAGCUCAACGGGAUUUGCACUUAGCCCUCUUCAAAGUGCUUGUUCUCAGAGAAGCCUAAGAAAGCCAUCUCUCUGUGCCCACCGCGUGUGUGGGAUUUAUGAACAAAAAUCCUCUGGAAAAGCACUCUUUAACCUGAGCUGCAGCCAUCUCAAUCUUUCUGAAAAGGAAUAUUUUGGAUUAGAGUUCUGCAGCCAUUCUGGAAAUAAUGUUUGGUUGGAACUUCUGAAGCCCAUAACAAAGCAAGUGAAAAAUCCUAAGGAGGUUGUUUUCAAAUUUAUGGUGAAAUUUUUCCCAGUGGACCCUGGACACCUUCGGGAAGAACUCACAAGGUAUCUUUUUACUCUUCAGAUAAAGAAGGAUUUGGCUCUGGGAAGGCUUCCAUGUAGUGACAACUGCACAGCGUUAAUGGUGUCACACAUCUUACAGUCAGAAUUAGGAGACUUUCAUGGAGAAGCAGUUAGGAAGCAUCUGGGACAAACCCGGUAUUUACCAAGCCAAGACUGUUUGGAGAGCAAGAUCAUGCAGUUUCAUCAGCAGCACAUUGGCCGGAGCCCAGCAGAAUCAGACAUUCUGCUACUGGACAUAGCAAGGAAGCUGGAUAUGUAUGGCAUCAGACCUCAGCCUGCCAGUGAUGGUGAAGGGAUGCAGAUUCACCUGGCUGUUCCUAACAUGGGAGUACUGGUGUUGCGGGGAAAUACAAAGAUUAAUACUUUCAACUGGGCUAAGAUUCGCAAGUUGAGUUUUAAGAGAAAGCAUUUUCUCAUCAAACUUCAUGCUAAUAUUUUGGUGUUGUGCAAAGACACUUUGGAGUUCACCAUGGCUAGCCGAGAUGCGUGCAAGGCUUUCUGGAAGACUUGUGUGGAGUACCACGCUUUCUUCAGGCUUUCCGAAGAGCCCAAAUCAAAGCCCAAAACACUACUCUGCAGCAAGGGUUCCAGUUUCCGCUACAGUGGAAGAACUCAAAGGCAACUUUUGGAAUAUGGGAAAAAGGGGAGGUUAAAGAGCCUGCCGUUUGAAAGGAAACAGUAUCCAUCUCAGUAUCAUGAACGGCAGUGCAGGUCAUCACCAGACAUUCUCUCUGAUGUGUCAAAACAAGUGGAAGAUCUGAGACUUACAUACGGCAGCAGUUACUACCGAAAUGUGAAUGGAGUACAUGUGUCUGAGCCUAUGCUAGACAGGAGGAGGAGGAACUCAGCAGUUGAGGUGACAUUUGCAGCCGAGAUGGAGCGUUCCAAACCAGAGGCAGAUCCCACAUCACUCCACCCAUCCCAAAGCAGUUCCUCUUUCACCUUUAUUUAUGCAGACCCCGUCUUUAACACUGACCCUGAUCCCAUUGACUUCCUUGAAGAACGGAGCCCUCUACACUCCUUCCAAACAAACUCGAAGUUUGCGGACAAUCACAUAAGCACAUCCACUGUUUUCACAGGCAGAGUGAGUCCAGCAAGGCAGCUAACAUACACCGAUGUGCCCUAUAUUCCUUGUACUAGUCAACAGGUUGAUAUUAUGCCUCCCCAAGUCUUUUUUUAUGUGGACAAGCCACCCCAGGUACCCAGGCGGUCUCCAAUCAUGGCAGAGGAAAGUGUAAGACCAGACAGCUAUACAGAACCCAGUGCAAUAAAACCAGCCAAAAGAAGCCCAAGGAAUAUCAGGAUAAAAAGCUUACAGCAAGACCUUCAAGAACUCCAAGAAGCUAUGGCUAGAAACAGUGGUAGAAGCACCAUCAAUGCAGACCUAGGGGAGGAAGACCCACAUUUAGAUGAUGCAUUUGCAUAUAACCUUCGAGAGCAAACUCCUAAACGAUCUCAGAGCCAAUCAGACAUGAAAACUAUCCGUUUUCCUUUUGGGUCAGAAUUUAGACCUUUAGGGCCUUGUCCUGCUCUGACUCGUAAAGCAGAUCCAUUUACGUGUACAUUUGCAGAGCAGGAGUUCCCCACAGUUCUAAUUGACCAGAGCUCAGCAGAUUCCGAAUCGGAGAUUCUUAAACCAGACUACUACUCUAUGUAUGGCAAAGGAACAAAGUCACCUAGGGCCCGAAUCCGCUUGUCUUCUGGUAGUCUGCAGCUAGAGGAAGAGGAUGAAGAUAUUUCUUUCACCACACCAGGUGCUGAAGAUAGAACUUUGUUAAAGCCAUGCAACUAUUUCUUAGCUUAAGAAGAGUGGACUCUAUGAAUGCUCCUGGCCAAUUCCAUGUUACCACCUUAGGUAAGACAUAAGCACUUUUUUGAUGCACCUUUUCCUUGGUCAUCUUAAUUGAUGCUAAGGGGGGCUUCUCAUUACAGGCACCCAGCUUAUGAAAGAUCAAGUUGUUGCCUCAUUCUAUGAGCUUCUUUCCUUUAUUUCCUCCGAACAAACUCUGGAACAUUCCUUCUCCUUGCCAGCACCAUGGCAGUGUGGAGGGAAGUGUAUGUUAUCACCCUUAUAUAUUUCUGAGAGCAGAUAGUAUAAAUGAAGACCUAUUCUUCAAUGCUGAUGUGGGUUGGUGUAUGGGACUGGCUUCUAAUGCUGCUUUGUGAUUUAGUAGUCCAUGGUUAUGUUGGGUGUUCUUUGUGCUUACGUAACCCUAAAAUGUGGUUUCUCUCCUCAUGACUUGUUUGGGACCCAGUGAACAGUCUUGUUAUAUACUAAGAAUGUCAAUAUACAUAGGUCAGUGGCAUAGAUCCUCUCAGCAAAAAAAUGUUUAGAAUUAAUAGAGGAUUUAACAGAAUUCUCAAAACUGGAGAUUCAUCGGUUAGGCCCAUCUCUCAAGCCGGAUGUGUGCCUCAUGAAGAUAUUACGGUGUUGACUUCUAAUUUCUCUCUUCUUAACUACUGAUUAUAUAUGGUGGGGAUCAAUGUUAACAAGCAAGUUUGUUUCCUAAUAUCUCCUGCUGAUAUUUGUUUUUGCCUAUAUCUUGGUU
Molecule: messenger RNA, 3088 nt
Organism: Cricetulus griseus (Chinese hamster)
Lineage: Eukaryota; Metazoa; Chordata; Mammalia; Rodentia; Cricetidae
Source: RefSeq, a predicted model, not a curated record